AGGACAGCAGCUUUGUUUUAGUCGCGGAUGCUGAUGCUGCUGCAAUGGAAGUAAACAAGGACGAAGCGGAGCGCUGCAUUGACAUCGCGGCCGCGGCUUUAAACAGCCACCAGCUGGAAAAGGCGUUAAAGUUCCUAGAAAAAGCGCAGAGACUCUUCCCGACAGAGAAAGCCAAAGAACUCCUAGAUUUAAUAGCCAGGAAUGGGUUCAGUCCAGGACGAGGCGGUCACUCAGACUUCGGUGACGCCUCAGGUCCUCGACAGCGACCGAACAGGGAAGAUCACAAACCUGAAGAAAAGCUUCCAGACAACUCCAAACCGUUCACGGCAGAUCAGCUGGAUGCAGUCAGAAGGAUAAAACAAUGUAAAGACUUCUAUGAGAUUCUCGGGGUCCAGAAAGACUCCUCAGAGGACGAGCUCAAGAGGUCGUACAGAAAACUGGCUCUGAAAUUCCAUCCCGACAAGAAUCGCGCUCCAGGUGCAACAGAAGCAUUUAAAGCUAUCGGUAAUGCCUACGCUGUUCUGAGCAAUGCUAAGAAGAGACGUCAGUAUGAUCAGUGUGGAGAAGAGGGACGAUGUCCAUCGAACAGGAGCUCCGACAGUGGAAGCUUUGAGCCAGACAUUUCACCUGAGGACCUCUUCAACAUGUUCUUUGGAGGAGGUUAUCCAUCCAGUAACACUCCGAUGUACACUAAUGGACGGAUGCGCAACCAGAGGGCGAGAAGAGAGAGACCAAGAGAUGGGGGUCUGGCUCUCUUCGUACAGGUCAUGCCCAUCCUCAUCCUGGUUAUAGUGUCAGCUCUCAGUCAGAUUAUGGUCAGCAGCCCCUCGUAUAGUCUCAGCUUCAGGCCGUCAGCGGGUUACUCACAGAAGAGGCUGACUGAGAAUCUGAAGGUGCCAUAUUACGUUGGGGAGCAUUUCUCCAAAGAGUUCACCGGAGUGAACCUGAAAAAUCUGGAGCGAUCAGUGGAGGAUGACUACAUUUCAAACCUUCGCAAUAAUUGCUGGAAGGAGAAACAGCAAAAGGAAGGUAUGCUAUAUAGAGCUCGCUAUUUCGGAGACACUGAGCUGUACCAAAGAGCGCAGAGGGCUCGAACUCCAAGCUGCGGCAAGCUGUCCGAGAUCAUGGCCUUGUUACAUUAAAAAAUGAUCACAAGACACAACUGGCUGUAAAUACCUAAAGCUUCAAGAGUCUGGAAGCUAAAGAUGGCUGAAUCAACACAAGCUGAACAUAUUAACCCUCACCUCAGGCUGAAACCAGAUCUGUGGAGUUUUAGUUCAUGAAAUUAACACAAAAGUUUAUAUGUAUUGUGAUUAACCUUUUAAAAAAA
This is a messenger RNA of Nematolebias whitei (Rio pearlfish), 1330 nucleotides long. RefSeq names its product DnaJ heat shock protein family (Hsp40) member B12b (gene dnajb12b). The coding region runs from base 45 to 1142 and encodes 365 amino acids. Gene Ontology annotation, molecular function: Hsp70 protein binding. Lineage: Eukaryota; Metazoa; Chordata; Actinopteri; Cyprinodontiformes; Rivulidae. The transcript has 9 exons. Gene Ontology annotation, cellular component: endoplasmic reticulum membrane. Gene Ontology annotation, biological process: cellular response to misfolded protein. The record is from RefSeq and is a predicted model, not a curated record.